Daucus carota subsp. sativus is the source of this 4257-nucleotide messenger RNA. RefSeq lists its product as uncharacterized. Bases 224 to 4024 code for a protein of 1266 amino acids. The transcript is spliced from 3 exons. Lineage: Eukaryota; Viridiplantae; Streptophyta; Magnoliopsida; Apiales; Apiaceae. Gene Ontology annotation, cellular component: U12-type spliceosomal complex; U2 snRNP; catalytic step 2 spliceosome. Gene Ontology annotation, biological process: spliceosomal complex assembly. Gene Ontology annotation, molecular function: mRNA binding. The record is from RefSeq and is a predicted model, not a curated record.
AUUUUUAAUUUACACACAUAAUAAACGAUCCAUCUUGGACUCUCAUCGGGGAAAAACCAAACACCACAAAGCGAGGUGUUUCGGUGAUUGGAGAAAUUUGAAUUAGAGAUGAUAUUUGGGGGGCCUCGAGGUAGAAUAUAUAAAUAAUUGUGAAAGCAAGACUUGAAUUGUUUGAGUAAGGGAUUGUAGGGUAUUGAAUUAGAGGUGAUUUUGGUGUGGAAAAAUGGACGCGGAGAUUGCAAAGGCACAGGAAGAGAGGAAGAAGCUGGAGCAGCAGCUAGCAUCUGAACAGCUUGCAUCCCUUAACUCUGUUACUUUUGAUACUGAUCUUUAUGGAGGGAACAAUCCUUUUGAGGGUUAUGAGAAAUCUAUUCCUGUUAAUGAGGAUGAAGAGAAUCUUGACACUGUGGAUUCACAGGUUCCGAGGAGGCUUGCGUCUUACACGGCUCCGAAGUCUAUUAUGAAUGAUAUGCCGAGAGGUGGAGAUGAUGAUGAGGCGUUGGGCUUCAAGAAGCCGCAAAAGAUUAUUGACAGGGAGGAUGAUUAUAGGAGGAGAAGGCUGAAUAGGGUGAUUUCACCAGAGCGACAUGAUGCGUUUGCUAAUGGGGAUAAGACCCCUGAUGUUUCUGUGAGGACAUAUGCGGAUGUUAUGAGGGAGGAGGCUUUGAAGAGGAAGAAAGAGGAGACGUUGAAAUUGAUUGCCGAUAAGAAGAAAGAAGAGGAGGCAGAGAAGGAGAAAAAACCUGCUGAUUCACAAGCCACUCAAAAGAGAAGGAACAGGUGGGAUCAAUCUCAGGAGGAUUCAAAUGCUAAAAAAGCUAAAGCUUCUUCUGAUUGGGAUUUGCCUGAUUCGACUCCAGGGAUUGGAAGGUGGGAUGCGACGCCUACACCUGGAAGGGUCGGUGAUGCGACCCCGUCCUUAUCCAGGAAAAAUAGGUGGGAUGAGACUCCAACUCCAGGUAGAGUUGCUGAUUCUGAUGCCACACCAAUUGGUGGCGGUUUAACUCCUGGUGCUACACCAGCUGGAAUGACUUGGGAUGCUACGCCAAAGCUUGGUGGGAUGGCUACCCCUACCCCAAAACGUCAGAGGUCAAGGUGGGAUGAAACACCUGCAACCAUGGGAAGCGCUACACCUGGUGCUACGCCAGCUGCAGCUUACACACCAGGAGUGACUCCUGUCGGAGGAGUUGAACUUGCUACACCAACUCCUGGAGCUAUAAACAUGCGAGGUGCUAUCACCCCUGAACAGUAUAACUUGUUGAGGUGGGAGAAAGAUAUUGAAGACAGAAAUCGUCCAUUGACUGAUGAAGAACUUGAUAUAAUGUUCCCUCAAGAGGGAUACACAAUUUUAGACCCCCCAGCUUCUUAUGUCCCUAUUAGAACUCCUGCAAGGAAGCUACUUGCUACCCCAACUCCAAUGGGAACUCCACUCUAUGCAAUUCCUGAGGAGAAUAGGGGCCAGCAAUUUGAUGUUCCAAAAGAAUUGCCUGGUGGUUUGCCAUUCAUGAAGCCUGAAGAUUACCAGUACUUCGGAGCUUUGCUGAAUGAGGAGGAUGAAGAAGAGCUCUCUCCUGAUGAGCAGAAGGAACGAAAAAUUAUGAAACUGUUGCUUAAGGUGAAGAAUGGAACACCUCCGCAGCGCAAAACAGCUCUGAGACAGCUCACUGACAAGGCCCGGGAGUUUGGUGCAGGUCCAUUGUUUAACCGGAUUCUCCCACUCCUCAUGCAACCUACUCUGGAAGAUCAGGAAAGGCAUCUUUUAGUGAAAGUCAUUGAUAGAGUUCUAUAUAAGCUGGAUGAGUUGGUACGUCCUUAUGUACACAAAAUUCUGGUCGUGAUUGAGCCUUUGUUAAUUGAUGAGGAUUACUAUGCCCGUGUAGAAGGAAGAGAAAUAAUAUCUAAUCUUAGCAAGGCAGCUGGUCUUGCCACAAUGAUUGCUGCAAUGCGUCCUGAUAUUGAUAACAUUGAUGAGUAUGUUCGAAACACCACUGCUAGAGCUUUCAGUGUCGUUGCAUCAGCUCUUGGGAUCCCUGCCCUAUUGCCAUUUCUGAAAGCUGUAUGUCAAAGUAAGAAGUCGUGGCAAGCUCGUCACACGGGUAUCAAGAUUGUUCAACAAAUUGCUAUACUGAUUGGCUGUGCAGUUCUUCCUCACUUGCGAUCUCUUGUAGAAAUUAUUGAACAUGGUCUAAAUGAUGAGAAUCAGAAGGUCAGAACUAUCACGGCGCUGUCUUUAGCAGCUCUUGCUGAGGCUUCUGCUCCAUAUGGUAUUGAGAGCUUUGACUCAGUUUUGAAGCCACUGUGGAAGGGUAUCAGGUCACACCGUGGGAAAGUGUUAGCUGCCUUUUUGAAGGCAAUUGGUUUCAUUAUACCACUUAUGGAUGCAAUAUAUGCUAGCUACUAUACAAAAGAAGUCAUGGUUAUCUUGAUCCGUGAGUUUCAGUCACCAGAUGAAGAAAUGAAGAAGAUUGUGCUAAAAGUGGUUAAGCAGUGCGUUAGCACCGAAGGUGUUGAGGCUGACUAUAUUCGAAGUGAUAUCUUGCCUGAAUUUUUCCGCAACUUUUGGGUUCGAAGGAUGGCUCUGGAUCGUAGAAAUUAUAAGCAGCUUGUUGAGACAACUGUUGAAGUGGCAAAUAAAGUUGGGGUUGCUGAUAUUGUUGGAAGAAUAGUGGAAGAUCUUAAAGACGAGAGUGAACCUUAUAGGCGAAUGGUUAUGGAGACAAUUGAGAAGGUCGUAGCUGAUUUGGGUGCAUCCGAUAUUGAUGCUCGCUUGGAAGAGCUUCUGAUUGAUGGCAUCCUUUAUGCAUUCCAAGAGCAGACCAGCGAUGAUGCUAAUGUGAUGCUUAAUGGGUUUGGUGCAGUUGUGAAUUCUUUAGGGCAGAGGGUGAAGCCUUACCUUCCCCAGAUAUGUGGUACAAUCAAGUGGCGUCUGAAUAACAAGAGCGCGAAAGUGAGGCAGCAGGCAGCAGAUCUCAUUUCUCGAAUUGCAGUGGUCAUGAAGCAGUGUCAGGAAGAGCAACUCAUGGGACAUCUUGGGGUUGUCUUGUACGAGUAUUUAGGAGAAGAAUACCCUGAAGUCUUGGGAUCAAUACUGGGAGCACUAAAAGCAAUUGUGAAUGUCAUUGGUAUGACAAAAAUGACUCCUCCGAUCAAGGAUUUGCUUCCGCGACUGACCCCAAUUUUGAAAAAUCGGCAUGAGAAGGUUCAGGAGAACUGUAUUGAUCUUGUUGGUCGAAUUGCUGAUCGUGGAGCAGAAUUUGUCCCUGCAAGGGAGUGGAUGAGAAUAUGCUUUGAGCUUCUUGAGAUGCUUAAAGCCCACAAAAAGGGAAUUCGCCGGGCAACAGUGAACACCUUUGGAUACAUUGCAAAAGCUAUCGGACCACAAGAUGUGCUAGCAACCUUGCUGAAUAAUCUCAAGGUUCAAGAGCGCCAGAACCGUGUUUGUACAACGGUUGCAAUUGCUAUAGUUGCAGAAACCUGUUCCCCGUUCACAGUAUUACCUGCAUUGAUGAACGAGUAUCGUGUUCCUGAGCUAAAUGUGCAGAAUGGUGUCCUGAAAUCCUUGUCCUUCCUUUUCGAGUAUAUUGGUGAAAUGGGUAAAGAUUACAUAUAUGCUGUGACUCCAUUACUUGAAGAUGCUCUCAUGGACAGAGAUCUGGUUCACAGGCAAACCGCUGCCUCAGCUGUCAAGCACAUGGCUUUGGGUGUGGCUGGGCUGGGAUGUGAGGAUGCGUUAGUUCACUUGAUGAACUAUGUCUGGCCAAACAUAUUCGAGACUUCACCUCAUGUCAUAAACGCAGUCAUGGAAGCCAUUGAAGGAAUGAGGGUUGCAUUAGGUGCGGCUGUUGUACUCAACUACUGUCUACAGGGACUGUUCCAUCCUGCCAGAAAGGUUAGAGAAGUAUACUGGAAAAUUUACAACUCGCUCUAUAUUGGUGCUCAAGAUGCCUUGGUUGCAGCUUAUCCUACACUCGAUGACGAGGAAAGCAACAUUUACAGCAGGCCGGAAUUGACGAUGUUCGUGUAGUUCGAGUUUUUUCCAGUAAUGUAGACACUACCCUUUUCGGCUGCUGAACGUUUCUAUAUUAUGUCUGUUUUGAAAUAACUACUGCUUGUUUUUACAAUAUCAGUUCCUCAUACUACUGAGUACUGCCACAUUGCUACUGAUGUUAUUUGAAAGAAAUGAUGUUGCUACGAUUAAGAUGUGCUUUUGGUGUGUGUUAUUAUUUGGAUUAUUGGAUUUCGUAUAGUUUAUUGUUC